Salvia hispanica is the source of this 1362-nucleotide messenger RNA. The record is from RefSeq and is a predicted model, not a curated record. Lineage: Eukaryota; Viridiplantae; Streptophyta; Magnoliopsida; Lamiales; Lamiaceae.
AUGACCGGAGAGAAACAAGAAAGCUUCAAAAUCCUAAUGUUCCCAUGGCUAGCUCACGGCCACAUCUUCCCAUACCUCCAACUCUCCAAAAACCUCAUAGCAACUCACAACUUCACCAUCUACCUCUGCUCCACCGCCGUCAACCUCCGCUACCUCUCAAAACACGCCACCGCCUCUCUCCAACUAGUAGAGCUCCACAUGCCAUCCCCCCCCGAGCUCCCUCCCCACCUCCACACCACCAAGAACCUCCCCUCCAGCCUCAUCCCAACCCUCAUCCACAACUUCCAAGAAUCAACCCUCAGCUUCACACAAACCCUCCAAACCCUAACCCCGGACCUUGUCAUCUUCGACACUUUCCAGCCGUGGGCCCCCAAGAUCGCCUCUUCCAUGGGGAUACCUAGCGUCUACUUCUCUGUCUGCGGCGCCUCCUCCAUCUCCUACCUCCACCACCUCCACACGUAUGGAACCAACGAUGGAUUCCCAUCUCCGGCAAUGAGCAUGCCGGAGUCAGAGAUAGCCCGGAUGAGGAACCCGGUUCGGCCGAAUAUAAAGGGGGCAGAUGAUGACUAUCCCUUUGGGAAUUAUAGAAUAUCCACCGACAUUGCAUUGGUGAAGAGCUGUAGAUGUGUUGAAGAGAAAUAUGUGGACUAUCUUUCGACCUUAAGCAAGAAAAAGAUCGUUUGCACUGGUCCAAUGAUUGCUUCCGAUGCUGACGAGGACGACAUGUUCGAGAAGUCUGAAAUCAUGGAGUGGCUGGACAAGAAAGAGGCUGGUUCCACCAUAUACAUCUCCUUUGGGAGUGAAUGCUUUUUAUCUAAAGAGCAGAUUGGGGAGAUAGCAAAAGGGUUGUUGUUGAAUAAAGAUGUGAACUUUUUGUGGGUGGUGAGGUUCCCAUUUGAGGAGAGAGACAGGAGGGUUGAGGAAGAGAUGCCGGUAGGGUUUCUUGAAGCGGUGGGGGAGAGGGGUUUGGUGGUGACGGGAUGGGCGGCGCAGAGGAGGAUAUUAGGGCAUCCGAGUGUUGGAGGGUUUAUGAGCCAUUGUGGGAGGAGUUCGGUGACGGAGAGCUUGUAUUUUGGGGUUCCGGUGGUGGGGGCUGGGAUGAACGUGGAGCAGCCGUUGAAUGCGCAAUGGGUGGAGGAGCUUGGGGCGGGGGUGGAGGUUGAGAGGGAGGGUGGGGUAGGGGUGUAUUAUGGGGAGGAGAUUGGGAGGGCGAUUGAGAAGGUGAUGGUGGUGGAGAAGGAGGGUUUGAGGAGUAGGGCUAGGAGUUUGAGUGAGCUGAUAAGAGAAAAGGAGGGAGAGGAGGUGAGAGAAAUGGCUUCUAGGCUUUUGGACAUUUGUGUCAAGAACAAGAGGAUGGCAUGA